This is a messenger RNA of Myxocyprinus asiaticus (Chinese sucker), 3839 nucleotides long. Its product is annotated as non-homologous end joining factor IFFO1-like. NCBI's taxonomy places the organism in Eukaryota, Metazoa, Chordata, Actinopteri, Cypriniformes, Catostomidae. The transcript is spliced from 9 exons. Bases 368 to 2320 code for a protein of 650 amino acids. The record is from RefSeq and is a predicted model, not a curated record.
UACAGGUUGGGAUGCAGCAAUACGUGCGUUUGGACCUAUUUUAAACGUAUUUCUGUUUAGAUUAGUCAUUUCAGUUUAAUUAGUUUGUUAGAAUAGUGCUUUGCUUGAUUUUAUUAUCCAUUUUAAAUCCAAAAUGUGUUCAUAUUUUGCUCUUUAUCCGUGUUGCUGCAGUGAAGAUCUCCAUCAGCGUUUAUUCAUCCUUCUUACUCGGCAUUCAUGCGCAAUCAGUAAUACCCUUAACUAGUUAUAUAAGGCUUUAACUGGUUAAACGUGGACAUUACGUCAUUACAUCAUUGUGACGGCGACAAUCAUUAACUUUUGAAAUCAAGCCGUUUAGUGUUUAGAGAGUCAGGUAAAGCUGGUGUUCAUGCCCGAUCUGCAGCGCUUCAGUUUCCCGUACCGUAGCAUGAAUUCUCCUCUCCAUCACCAUCAUCACCAUCAUUAUCACAAUUAUCAGCAGUACCAGCAGCAUCAGAACGCAGGAGGACUCGGCCAUCCCGAUUCACCCUCCGGCUUACUCCCCGAGGCUGCCGUCCUCGGAGCUCCUGACCCAUCCGCUUUUUUCCUUGGAGAGCAAUCCGGACUCGGACUGGGCCCAGCUGGCGUCCCCCAAACCGUACUUGACCUUCCAGCAUCGUCCCAGACUGGGCUGCCUUACCUGCAUUUCAACCCAUCACUCCACUGGUCCCAACCUCCUCCUCCUACAGCCAUGGCAUUGAGAAACGACCUGGGCUCCAACAUCAGUGUCCUGAAGACCCUCAAUCUGCGGUUCCGAUGCUUUCUGGCCAAAGUGCAUGAACUGGAGAGACGCAAUAAGAUAUUGGAGUUACAGCUGCAGCAGGCUUUAGGCAGCAAUAAUGCGGGUGGAUGCGUGGAGGAUGGAAAGACCAAAGACAUUGGGGUCCAGACUGGGUUUAUCGGGCCUAUUGCUGUCUGGCCUGGGUCUCUACCCUUCCAAAACACCAACAACUCUGCCAAACGACCCACUAGUUUGUUUAUGCCUCCUCUUACAACUGUCCUCAAACUUGAGACCAGUAAAGCUGAUGAUGAGAGCAGAAUAGACCCAAACUCCAACAGAAAUCCAACCAUCACAGUUAGUCUCUCUACACCCACCACCGAACCCGCUUCGGCCAACACCAACAACUCCAAUAAUACUCCUCACGUCAGCAGUGUUGGCACCGGGACAUCGCUUAACCCUCCUCCACGGUUCCUCCCAGGCACUAUCUGGUCCUUCAACCACACCUGUAAACUGGGAAGCGGGUCAGAGACUCGGGUCACCAGUCCAGGAGUUUCAUGGGUCCACCCGGAUGGAGUGGGCGUCCAGAUAGAUACCAUCACCCCAGAGAUCAGAGCACUUUAUAACGUCCUGGCUAAAAUCAAAAGGGAGAGGGAUGAGUACAAGCGAAGAUGGGAAGAUGAAUACGCCAUCAGAAUGGACUUGGAGCAGAGAGUCAGUGAUCUACAGGAGGACCUCCAGGAGAGCGAGGUAUGUCAGGAUGAGUUGGCCCUCAAGGUGCAACAGCUGAAAGCCGAACUCGUGCUCUUUAAAGGACUCAUGAGUAAUAACCUGUCAGAGUUGGACAGUAAAAUCCAGGAGAAAGCCAUGAAGGUGGACAUGGACAUCUGCAGACGCAUUGAUAUCACAGCUCGCCUGUGUGACGUUGCCCAACAAAGAAACUGUGAAGAUCCGAUCAAGAUCUUUAAGGUUCCCAGUCCUCAGAAUACCAUCACCUCUCGUGCCCGUAAAAAAGCAUCUCAGCCUGUCAAUGGCAGUGAGACAGAUGAGCCAGUCAGCACCUCUGAGAGUGAUGGAGGUGGUGCGAGAGAGGAGGACGUGUGCACCCCUUCAACCCAGCAGAUCAAUGAAGAGAUGCAGAGGAUGUUAACUCAACUGCGUGAAUGUGAGUUUGAGGAUGACUGUGAUUCUCUUGCUUGGGAAGAGACAGAGGAGACGCUGCUGCUGUGGGAGGAUUUCCCAGGAUCCACUUUAACAGCCGACACCAAUCAGGGCGAGGAAGAGUGUUUGGAGAAGGUGAUUAAGGACACUGAGUGUCUAUUUAAGUCCAGGGAGAAGGAAUAUCAGGAGACUAUAGACCAGAUAGAGUUGGAGUUGGCCACAGCAAAGUCGGACAUGAACCGACACUUGCAUGAGUACAUGGAGAUGUGCAGUAUGAAGAGAGGACUGGAUGUGCAGAUGGAGACCUGCAAGAGACUCAUCACCCAGAGUGGAAACAAUAAAUCCACUUCUCCCAUACCUGGAGGAGGUGCAGAUGUAAACAGAGGCACAGAACGGGAUAAAUCUGAGGAGGGAAGGAGAUAAUGAUGUUGAAACGGGUCUAAAGAUGGUGUUGGCAUGAAGACAAGAACCUAACCAUCCUGAUUCAUGGCACCCAUCAUCAAAAGUUAACCAACAAGAGCCCUUCACAUGUUUUUGCAGUGAAUCCAGUCACUGCCUGUAGUGGUGGUAAAUACAAUUACAUCAUACUGUGCUCAAUGCCUGAAGGAGAAUAAAUAAUCUAUGUGAGAUUUUCCCUUGUGGUUGUGCAGAGCAGCUAUGCUGUUUUCACUCCUACACCAUGUCAUCUUAAAGGCCGUUAACCGAGUCCUCACAAGAUUAUUUGCUUUUAUCUAAUUUCAUCGAGUCCAUUCGCAAAUGGGUAUCAAUCAUGUUUUCUGAUCUUGUCCUCCAAAUGUCUGAGUCAUUAUAUUUUCAGCAGUGAAUACAAUCACUUUUGAUUUCACAUAUCUGGCAGAGAUUCACUGAAAACGUUUUCACCAAGUUUCCAUUUCCUAGAGACUUUGAGCAACGAGGGGACAUUCGCUCACUUAUUGUUGCUGCAAGAACCAUUACGCACUGCUGUAAGCUGUGGGUUGAUCGGGUGUUAUACUUCCUGUCUGAGCUGUUUUAAAUACUGGGCUGUUGAUGCUAGUGAAGGGUGGAGGUAACUGUAGCCUGCACGCCCCCCGUUUCUGUGCUGUCUUCCUGCUGCUCAAACCCCGAAUUCACAUGAAAUAUAUGACAUUUCAUGCAAACGGCAUUGGGCUGUUGACAGGCAGCAUUAGAGUCUCAGUUCUAUGUGCUCUUAGAAUAAUGAACUCUUUCUUCCUUCCUCUCUUGCUGGUGGAAAACAUGAGUGAUGAUGGGUGAGGUCAGACGAGUAAGGCUUGAGAAAGUAUGGCUCAAAUUAUGUGUUAGAGAGUUGAGCAUGUUAACCACUUCAUUAUUUCCUUCUCACAAUUCCACUCUUUUCUUUUCCUAUCGAGCUAAAUGAUAUUGAGCAUUUGUAUGAGCAUUUAUUUCUGCUGUAGGAGAGAAAUUAUGAUAGUAGUUCACUUAAGGGUGGGGAAAACAUUGCGAUAGUUUGAAUAGCUCAAUAUUUCAAAUGAUUGCAGUAUUUUACCUCACAAAACUGUAUUGAUAUUCUCACAAGAAUCAAUAUUUUUUGUUACAGUUUUCACAUAAAAAAGUUUGUGGAAAAGAGUAUCAUGUGAGAAGUCGUAACAUACUGUAGCAUUAGGUCAUCAAAAACAUCAAACUCAGAAUGAACUAAGAAUAACUGUGCAAAGCACAGAAGUCCAGUGCAGAUGAAAGAGAAACAAGAGAGUAAAAUAUAGCAAUGUAUAUCAGUUUUAAAUAAACACACACUAAAUAUAAAGAAUCAAUAUUAUUGUAUCGGGACCUAGAUAUCAAUAAAAUAAUGUAUUUCUAGGUCCCUGCUGAUUCCCACCCAUGAUUCAUAUGAAAUUCAUAUAAAAUUCUGUGUGUAACACUACUAUAGAUGUGAAACCCCGUAUUCAAUCCAUAUUUCACCUUUCCAUGCAUCUGUAGUUCACCUAUU